GGCUGUGUGAACAUGCCGGAUGUGUCAGCUGAGACCGUGUUUGAUGUCCUACAUGACACCGAAUACCGGAAGAAGUGGGACUUGAAUGUUAUCGAAACCCAUGAGAUCGCCCGGCUCUCUGACAACGCUGAUGUGGGAUACUAUUCCUGGAAGUGCCCGAAACCUUUAAAGAACAGAGAUGUCGUCACCUUGAGGUCUUGGAGAAUCUUGGAUAAGUCAUAUGUAAUCCUCAAUUUCUCUGUCAAGCACCAGAAAUACCCUCCCCGCAAGGAUCUCAUAAGAGCUGUGUCUCUCUUAGCUGGAUACCUAGUGCAACCAACUGGACCCAGCAGUUGCUGCUUGACUUAUUUGGCCCAGGUAGACCCAAAAGGAUCCCUGCCCAAGUGGGUUGUGAAUAAAGCUUCUCAGUACCUGGCACCAAAGCUUAUGAAGAAGAUGUACAAAGCUUGUCUGAAGUAUCCCUCCUGGAAGCAGCAACACAACGCAGGCAAAAAACCUUGGCUGCAUCCGGAGCAAAGCCUCCUUCCCACCAUGCCCCUGUCCGAACUCUCCCUCCAACACGCCUCCUC
Protobothrops mucrosquamatus (brown spotted pit viper) is the source of this 569-nucleotide messenger RNA. RefSeq names its product StAR related lipid transfer domain containing 10 (gene STARD10). The record is from RefSeq and is a predicted model, not a curated record. NCBI's taxonomy places the organism in Eukaryota, Metazoa, Chordata, Lepidosauria, Squamata, Viperidae. Gene Ontology annotation, molecular function: lipid binding.